Messenger RNA from Zychaea mexicana, 360 nucleotides. RefSeq lists its product as uncharacterized. The coding region runs from base 89 to 325 and encodes 78 amino acids. The record is from RefSeq and is a predicted model, not a curated record. The transcript has a single exon. Lineage: Eukaryota; Fungi; Mucoromycota; Mucoromycetes; Mucorales; Lichtheimiaceae.
CCCCAAUGGUGAAUUCUACCUUUAUUAAUGAAAGAAAUGUAGUAUAUACCCGCACUCCAGCUAAGACAGGGUGAACCUUAUCGUAACCAUGUUUCUUCUGCAAGUGUCUCGAAUAUCGGUUUGUCUGUGUAUAUGUGUAUCAUAUACUUCCACAUGUGAUACUCAUUCAUCUACACAGCAACGAGCAGCAAUGAUGUUAGUUUAUUAUGGAAAUCUUACUAGUUUACAAUGCAGUAAUGCCAAGGAUCAUGAUGCUGUGCUCGUAUAUACAUAUUUAAUCUGCGUAUUAGACAAAUGUAGCACCGAUACUUAUACUAAAUUUUAGUCAACCACUACCAUGAUUGAAUAAAGAAGCUGCAG